Messenger RNA from Linum trigynum, 1994 nucleotides. The record is from the annotation of a GenBank genome assembly. Lineage: Eukaryota; Viridiplantae; Streptophyta; Magnoliopsida; Malpighiales; Linaceae.
UAUCAAAGGAAAAAUAAGAAGCAAAGCGGCAGCAGCUCACUCUGCCUUGCCUUUCCAACAGUUAAAUAUGUCUAUUUUUCCCACCCAUGUUUGCUCCAGUUUUCUAUUUCUUCUCUAAGCUCUACGCUUCCCCUCUUCCUCCCUUCCCUCUCCCCGCCCAACGCCAAUGGCGUUUUCCGAGCAGCAGCAGGAAGCCACGUUAUCAUCGUCACAGGCCAGGCUACUGGAGAUACGAGAGGAAGAAGAAUGCAGCUACGACACCCAUGUCUCCAAAUCUCUGAAUCGCCUCGAGACAUUCCUCAAAAUCUUCGGCUUCUGCCAGAACUCCAUCUUCACCAUCCUGCUUUCAUGGCUCUCUUUUCUCCUCGUAGCCGUUGCUCUCCCGCUCUUCAUCUUCCACUACUUCUACUCUUCCACCCCUAAUAUGUACGAGAUCAAGAGCUUCGAGCUUGAGAUUUUGGCCUUUCAGUCUCUGGUAGCUGCUUUCUCUCUCCUCUGCAUAUCCCACAAUCUGCGCAAGUACGGCGUCAGGAAGUUCCUCUUUGUGGAUCGCUCCCAUGGCCACUGCACCCAGCUGGACAGCGAGUAUGCCAAGAAAAUUAAUGAUUUUUUUUACCUAUUGGCAGUUUGGCUACUCCCCUGCCUCCUUGUGAAGACAGCUCGAGAAGGCAUUCGUCUACUAUAUCUGCCCCAAGGUCCAUUAUGGCAAUCUAUUGCUAUCCUGAUAGCCUUGACGAUUUCCUGGACUUACUCCAGUGUUAUCUUCCUCUCGGGCUGCACUUUGUUCAAUUUAGUCUGCAACUUUCAAGUCAUACGGUUUGACAAUUACGGCAAGCUGCUUGAAAAGGACUUGGAUGUGUCCGAAUACAUAGAAGAACAUAUUCGUCUCACCCAUUACAUGUCCAAGAUCAGCCACAGAUUCAGAAUUUUCUUCGUGUUUGAGCUCUUGGUCGUCACAGCAAGUCUGUUCGUGGCUUUGGUUGAAACUACAGGGAAUCAUGGCCUCAUUAAUCUCAUCAAUGGUGCUGAUUUUGGGGUAACAGCCAUAGUUGAACUAGUUGGGCUCGUGAUUUGCCUACAUGCAGCUACUAGGGUAUCACAUAGAGCUCAAGGCAUAGUGUCAGUUGCCACAAGAUGGCAUUCCAUGGCUACCUGUGCCUCCAAUGAGACUUCAUCUUCUGCUUCUCAAGCGCCAAUAAGCGGCAAUGGUGACUGCAUGGAGGUCUCAGUUCCCCUUUCCUCAGACUUCUUCCACCAUACUUAUUCUGAGAGCGACUUGGAGGCAGUCGACUAUGUCCCGAUUCCUACAAAUACUGCACUUUCUACAUAUCAGAAGAGACAAUCUUUCGUGAUGUACCUUAUGGCCAACCCGGGCGGAUUCACAGUUUUUGGGUGGAGAAUAGACCGAGCUUUGGUGAAUACCAUCUUCUUUCUGGAGGUAUCACUGGCUAUGUUUGUGCUGGGGAAGACCAUUACUUUCCCUUCACAGUGACUACAUUUGUGAUCUAGAAAAGACUUCAAAAGAACCCAACAGCAUUAACAGUGGGGAGUCUUGCUUCUUUUGUUUUGUCCACCAUUGGGAUGUUUUUUUUAGUUUCAGUGGUGGGACAACUACGUACCCUUUUUUUCCCCAUCUUGUUGUUUAAUAUCUACAUCUGCUUCUCGUGAGAGGAACUGACAGUAUCAGGCUGUGUUUGUGAUGACUGAUAUUGAAUAUGCUACAGUUCCACUCGGCCUAUAAGGAAUAGAAGCAUUAGAGCUUUGUUAGUGCAGACCCAACUUUCCAUAUUUUGUUGCAUUAUUCUUGUGGCUUUUGUUUGGCCCACUGUUUCAUCUUUUCUCAGCGAGAAACUUUCCAAUGGCUGGUAAUUCUUUCUAUGAUCUACUGAUGACAUUUUUUUAGAAUAUGUUCUGCUGAUGACAUUGUACAAGGAAUUUGUUUUAGUAAAGCUCCACUCAACUCUCAAAUUGACUACUAAAAUGUGAGUAGUGUU